Molecule: messenger RNA, 587 nt
Organism: Geodia barretti
Lineage: Eukaryota; Metazoa; Porifera; Demospongiae; Tetractinellida; Geodiidae
Source: the annotation of a GenBank genome assembly
AUUUCGAUAUUUCUUGGUGAAAUAAUGGCAACAGCAGCCGCGGCUUCUUCUCGCAAUGCCCAGCUUGACGAAAGGAUAGAGAAAUUGGAAUCGAUAGAGAAGGUGGUACUAGUUAUAACAUUAUCCCGUUACAGCUGUUAAUCAUCUAUAGGACAUUGGGAAGCUAAUGAACCUGGCUGCAAAUGCUGUGAGCGAACUUUGCAAGCCCCGCCCAUCAUCCGAAACGGUUGAGUACACCACGAAGGACUUUGUCAAGACGCUAGAUGGUGUGGACAAAUGUCUGAGCGAACAGAUACAAUACCUCACUCAAGUGUCUACCAUGCAGCCACACGAAGGCUCGGUAUAUGGUCCAGAGAAGGAUUAUGAGCUGUCGUACUUUCAGACUGCCCUAGCCAAAGAGCGACUUCAGAGGUUGCAAGGAGCCAGUUCACCGAGACAGCUGAACGGACGCUCCUCUGCCUCCCUCCCUCCCCCUUCUCUCCCUCCUCCCUCCUCACAUCCCUUAUGACCAACACUCUUUCUUCCCUAUUUUCAACCUCUCAUCAUUCUCCGGCCAUGUAUAAUAUUAUAAUGAUUAUGUUGUCGAA